Molecule: messenger RNA, 2089 nt
Organism: Lampris incognitus (smalleye Pacific opah)
Lineage: Eukaryota; Metazoa; Chordata; Actinopteri; Lampriformes; Lampridae
Gene: cdkn1bb
Product: cyclin dependent kinase inhibitor 1Bb
Exons: 3
Coding region: 353-1147 (264 amino acids)
Biological process (GO): negative regulation of cell population proliferation; G1/S transition of mitotic cell cycle; regulation of cell cycle
Cellular component (GO): nucleus; cytoplasm
Molecular function (GO): cyclin-dependent protein serine/threonine kinase inhibitor activity; protein-folding chaperone binding
Source: RefSeq, a predicted model, not a curated record
AAGAGAAGUGGGCGGGCCCUGCCGCCGUUUCCGCCAAUCGGAGCCGCGCUCGGUGUUAAAUAGCGCUCCGUGUCAAUCAUUUCCUUCCCCCCAGUCAGCCUCCCCUCAAUUCCAAGUGCAUCUCUAAGUUCGCCAUAUUGGGCACUGGAAAGGUUCGUCCGCGGUGCCCCUGCUCUCCUCCACUACGAGUCGGGGUCGACGGAGCGGCUCCGGGAACUUGCUCUCCUCUUUCCUCGUCUCCCCCCCCCCCAUUCCCUCUCCCCCCGCCUCUCUCGGUCCGGAUGAUCCGCGGAGACCCGCUUUGCCCUCGCCCCGCCGGAACGUCGGCGAGUCACCGUGUGCGUCCAUACCUAUGCACGGCAUACAUGCACGCAGCAGACGCAGCAGCAGCAGCAGUCCAGCCGAUCGGGGGUUUUGCGCUCGUGGUGGAUCCGGCCGCGCGGAGGACACAUCCGCGUUUCUGACUCGCUUCUGUUCGGACCUUUUGUGGGUUUUUGUUUUUUGUUUUUUGUUUUUUUUUUUGUUUGGGUGGUUUUCUGUUUUUACGCCGCCCCGGGGGAAAGGGAGAAUGUCCAACGUGCGUCUUUCUAACGGGAGCCCGACGCUGGAGCGGACGGACGCCCGGGUGUCGGACCACCCGAAGCCGUCCGCCUGCAGGAGCCUCUUCGGCUCGGUGGACCACGAAGAGUUAAAGAGGGAUUUAAAGGGACAUCUGCAGGAGAUGGAGGAGGCCGCCUCCGCCAAGUGGGGCUUCGACUUCGCCAGCCACACGCCGCUGGCGGACGGCAGGUUCGAGUGGCAGGUCGUGGACUGCAGGGACGUGCCCGAGUUCUACGGCCGGCAGCGGAACAACAACAACAACAACAACAACCGCGGCGGCGGCGGCGGCGUGGAUCUAAACGGGAACCGUAGCAGCUGCGUCCUGGUCGCCGCCCGGCAGACGACGGAGGACGGCGCCGAGCGAGCCGCCGCAGCCGCCGGGCCGCCGGCCGAACCGUGCGCCGGCCAGAGGAAGAGACCCGCGUGCCACGACCCGUCGGCCCAAAGUAAAAGGUCGCACACCAGUUCGGAUGAAGUUCGGGGCCAGCCCUUGACGCGCUCUGCAGAACACGCACCCAGAAAGUCCAGUCCCAGCAGGCAAACGUGAGGAUGAGGAAGAGUCGAAGCUGUUUCCCCUUUUACGUGGGAAAGCUACAAGUGUUCGCCAAUGUUUUGUUUUGUUUUGUUUUUUUGGGGGUUUUGUUUUCUUGGAAGAGGAACUACACAGCAACACAAAAACAUAUCAGCUCUCCCGAGGACGGGAGAGACGCUGUUGAAGCACUGAAUAGAGAGAGAGAGAGAGACGGGGGGGGGGAGAGAGACGGAGAGAGAGAAAAACACUUAAAUUGUGGCACUCAAUUAAGGUUACUGCCUCUGAAAGCAGUCGAUGUAGCAGUGUGCAAUUAGGUUUGAUUUCCUUUUUUGCUCAUUUUUGUACUACCUGUGUGUAUAUAUAUAUAAUAUAUCGAUUAUGUUUCUCCAUAUGUAGCACAUACGACCUGAUUUGGAAAGCAAAUCUUUAUGUAGAGAGGUGUGAAUUGAUGAUUUGACUUGAAGAAUUUGCAGUGUAGUUUGAUAAAUGUUUUCCAAAAUGCUGUUGUUUAUUUUUUUCUUUUGAAUUUAAAAAUUUUUUUUGUUUUCCUUGAAAGGCGGUUUGACUCUGACCCAGUUCUGUUUGCUGCGUUUCAAACGAGCUGAAGCCACCACGAAUACUAGAGAGGUUAUUUUUAUCCCGUCUCCUCGGCGGGCCGCGCUCUUGCAGUCCAGCAGUCGGUACAAGUAUGGCUCUUAUUUUCCCUUCGCCCUUUUCUUCCGGUGCCGGGGCUCUCGCCUCAGGCUUGUCACCCCGGGGAAGUCGAUCCAGCAGAAAACUAGACGUUUCUGUUCCAGAGGGGGGGGUGGGAUGGGAGGGGAAGGGGUGGUCCGGGGCUGUAAAAUAGACCCAGUAUUUAUUGUGUGAAAGAAUUGAUUUGCCGUUUGACUUAAUCCCAGAGAAUAAUGUGGUUUCUCUGCCAGGCGGUGCGAAGCGGUGUGAAUCUCUCUUUGUACC